AUGCUGUCAGACGACGGCACACCUCCAACACUGCAGUCGCUGGUCAACGAGUCAGUCCCGGAGGAGAGACCAGCUCGGCCAGAGCCCUUCACUACCACCCAUCUCAAGACCAUUCUCCAUAACAGCAAGCUUCUUCUUGAUCUAUAUCGACAAGGCCGAGAGGACCCAGAAUCGUCUCCAGAUUUGCUUCCAUUCGAGCCCAAACACCCCAUUGACUUCUACCGCCGGUUCGCCAGCGGUGAGGAGUCUCGUAUGAUCGCUGAGAUCGAGCAAAUGGGUCCAGAGCUGCAUGCAUUCCGGAUCAAGCACCAGGACAUCGAGCUUGCCAGACUGAAGCGGGAGGCUAGGCGGGGUUUGGUGGAGGACAGCGAUGAGGUUGUCGUACCUGGCAACGAAGGCGAAGGUGGGGUUUCUGAAGAACAGUAUGUUGACCUUCCGGAACACAAGUCUUCUCACUCUUCCCACGAUGAGCAAGCGCUCGAGCACAUUUCCCGCGAAGAAGGCAUGGAUGCUAAUCUUAAGAGUACUCUUCAGGACACUACUGCAGGAGAUUUCCCUAGUGGAUCCCGAGACGGAGAAGGCGAACGAGGCGUUCAUGGAGCAUUCUACACAGCAAGCGAACGCGAGCGGAUGCCCAAGUACCAACCCUUCGGCCCACCCAGCACAGGAGAACACACAUGUGGAGAACAGUGCUAUUUCCCUUUCAACUUCGGCACAGGAAGACUUGAACCCGAAAACCACUGCAGUGCUGAGCAGCGCGAUCAACUCAACACUGCCAUCCAAGGAACAGCAAAAGGAGACCCAAGAUUCGGAACCAACUUCGGGUUCAAUCAUCCUGUCUCCUGGCCGCAAGAAUGGGCACUCCUCGACAUCAGACUGACGGUGAGUGUGCAAGAAUACCUAGCGGCUCUCCAUUUCCCUGAUCCCGAGGCUGUGGCCAACGAUGCUACUGCGUCCACUGGAUUCGCGGCUGCCCUUACUGAGGUACCUGCAGACAGCUGGCCGAGCCCGUUCGAACUGGAGGUGGCUCGUCUGGUGUCUUCACCUUCUAUCCCAAGAACCGAAGUACACGAAGCCGCCAGUACAGUCACAUUCCCGAACGAGACUCAGCAGCCAUAUCGCCAGGAGAAGCAUGAGACUACAGUCCUAUUCGGUAAUGUCCCGAGCGAUGCCGUCGAACUCGACGCAGCGCCAUCUCCAUCUUCUUCAGGAUCUGCCAACACCUCACAUGAGCUCGACAGCAAUACUGCCAUUGUACCCACCAACCGGCAGGAACCCCGUCAGCAGAAGCCAGUGGGGCUGCAGUUUGGCGCUUUCACUCCGGACGCGUUCUUCGAUGACGCUGAUCCUAUUCCCACGGCGUUUGUGCAGCAAACUUUCAACAAAGCGGCCCAUUCAUCUCAGGAAGGUGGUGAAACACAGGUCGCGGCAGCGCCAGAGUACUUCAACCAUUCUGCUGCUGCAUCUUCACCAGCACAGCGGACCAUGACGGCACCUGAAACGAUACUGCCUGUCGCAUCGUACGACGACGAUGUCCAUUCGCACGAAGCAGAAGAUCUCUACCAGUCUCCAGACCUGAAGGCCCUCUACCACGACACCGAUAACACACUCGCGCCUUUCCAAGUCUCCGUUUCACAGCGCCCACCUUCACCAGACUUCUACAUCCCUCCGGGCGCGAGCAGACCCGCAGCAGGCCCCUUCGUCCCAGCUCUACCGCCCACCGAUCAUGCCGAUCAUGAACAUCUGAAAGCAGCACAAGCACAAUGGUGGGCGGCGCAGACCGCUCUGAACUCCCGUCUGCGAAACGACAAGUACACCGCGCUGAAUCAACUUCGAGAAAGUGGAGUGACGUUGUUAGAUCCCCUACCACAGCGUUACAAGACUGAAGCGCUGAUAGGCCUAGGUCACCAUGUUCGCGGCGGUAGUCAGGAGCUUGGCUUGGAGUACGGGUUGGGGGCGUCUGGACCUUUAGCGGCAGAUCAUAAUGGUGAUGGCGACAGCAACGGUCAAAACAGUGCAGGCAUGGGGUUUCUCGGCUAUGGCAGCCCAGUCCCUGCACCAACACCGAUGGCGCUCCUAGCAUCACCGCCACGUAUCCCGAUAGAGAUGAUGCCGCCACAGGUCCAGAAUCGCAUCCAGACUCUGGCGCCCCGACCACAAAUAGUCAAUCGUUCAAGCACGGUUCCGCUCAACGCGACAUCUUUUACGUCCAGCCCCUCACCAGCCAACGUAUCCAACCCGGACUUGAAUAUCCCGAGGGCUCCACGUGCGAUGUUGCGCAAAGCUAAGACGCUGAAUGAGACUGCUGAUCAGGACGACCGACGUCGCGAUGGAGUCUUGGUGCUAACAAUGGACCACGACGAGUAUUUGGCACAGAGCAGAGCACUAAUCAUCCUCCGAGACACCGUCAGAGAGGCAAGGGCAGCCAUGGCCGUGGAAGGGGGGUGGGAGAGAAGAGAGAUCAAGGAUGAGCCUUGGCAGCAGAUUUUCCGGCAAGGCAGGCGUUCAGUGCUAUCGGCUAGUCAGGAGCAGGGGUCAUUGGUACGGCUCCAGUGUUGGAAUUGUCCGCACGGCUAG
Messenger RNA from Cyphellophora attinorum, 2577 nucleotides. RefSeq lists its product as uncharacterized. The record is from RefSeq and is a predicted model, not a curated record. NCBI's taxonomy places the organism in Eukaryota, Fungi, Ascomycota, Eurotiomycetes, Chaetothyriales, Cyphellophoraceae. The transcript has 2 exons. Bases 1 to 2577 code for a protein of 858 amino acids.